This is a messenger RNA of Schizosaccharomyces octosporus yFS286, 2739 nucleotides long. RefSeq names its product DUF654 family protein. Gene Ontology annotation, cellular component: RQC complex. The coding region runs from base 56 to 2044 and encodes 662 amino acids. The record is from RefSeq and is a predicted model, not a curated record. Lineage: Eukaryota; Fungi; Ascomycota; Schizosaccharomycetes; Schizosaccharomycetales; Schizosaccharomycetaceae. Gene Ontology annotation, biological process: rescue of stalled cytosolic ribosome; ribosome-associated ubiquitin-dependent protein catabolic process. The transcript has a single exon.
CAUAUGUUGUUUGUCAUUUUUAGUGAUUGCAUACUACUAGAACCAAUCUUUCUCUAUGUCAACGCGAGCAUUAAGAAAAUUACAAAGACGCCAACAAGAAGUAACUUUUGAGUCGUCGGAUUCUGAAAGUGAUUCUGAUAAUGAUGUUUCUCGUCCAAAUCCUAGAAAAAACGUUUUAAAUCCAUUUGACAUAUUAAACGCACAGACCGGUAAAACUGAUACUAAUCUGGAAUCAGACGCGAGUGAAUCGGAAAAUGAAGUAGAAAAAGAAAAAGAUGCGAAAAAUCAUUAUGCCAAUGCAGAGCCCCAGAAAAAAGUGAAGAAGAAAAAACAACAAAAGAAAAAAAAAUCUGAGUCGACGGCCAAAAAUAUAACGGAGCAGGAAAACCCAAAAGAUGAUAAUACUGUCGAUGAAUUAAAAGAAAUUGAUGAAGCUGUCGCAGAAUUAAAGCUUAAAUAUGGUGACGAAACUAAAAGAACCACAGAAAGAGCUCCUACGGCAACUGAAAUUCCUAAUGAAACUAAAUUGAAUAAUGAAUUAGCAAAAUUAUUGAGUGUUAACAUAAGUUUUUUGAACCCGGACCUAGAAAUUCGGAAAAUUUUUGGACGAAUUGUUGAGAAAAGGCCAGUAAAUGCUGGACGUAGCAACGUCAGAAGAAGGAAAUAUGUCUUAGUACAGCCUCAAGAAGGAUGGCCUGUCUUGGCCAGAUCUGGCCUCAGUAUGCGCUUAAUCGAACAGACUCCAGACGGCCUAUGCUUUUUUGAACUUACCCAGAGUCGAGCGUAUCAGGAAGUCCAAGAAACGUUUGAGUUCUAUGUUCAAAUUUACGAUCCGAAUAACUUAUUUAUGCUUUUGCGCUCACAUCCAUUUCACAUUGAUACUUUGUUACAGGUAGCUGAAAUUAUAGAUCAACAAGGCGAUCACGAGUUGCCGGUUGACCUAAUUGCACGAGCUUUGUUUGCUUUUGACAGUGCCUUACAUCCGAAAUUCAACUUGGCGACUGGCAAUGCUCGUCUGCCAUUUCUUUUUCCCACUAACAGAAGACUGUAUCUUUGUAUUUGGCGAUACAUGCAAAGCUUGCAAAGUCGUGGUUGUUGGCGAACAGUGUUUGAGUUUUGCAAAGUUCUUUUACAAUUGGAUCCUUCUGAUCCUUACGCAAUUGGAACCUGUAUUGAUACUUAUGCCAUCCGUCGGGGAGAGUUUGGUUGGGUAGUUUACUUUGCCAAUUACCUCGAAAACACUAACCAAAUAACCAAAUUUCCAAAUUUCUUUUAUUCUUCGGCGUUAGCCAUGUAUAAGAUGUAUGGCGAUACUGAGGAAACUCGCAUUACUAUCCUUGCAGCAAUCGAGCGUGCUCCGUUUAUGCUAGGUAAAUUACUUGAAUCAGUAAGGUUGCCUUUGAAUCAACUUACUAUUCCUGAGCCUAAAGAUCCAGUGCAGGAAUUGAACUCAGAGCUUUACGCUAUGCGCGCUCACGACAAUUGGGCAUCUCCCGAUGUUUUAACGUUCCUACAAACUAUUUUGAAAACCGAGAAAUUUACCUUAAAUGCUGUUCAAGGACAAUACUCUGAUAUAACGGAAAAUCUAGCAAGACAUCUUAUUUUGCUAAACGAAAGAACCUUACAAAGAUUUCUGCCUCAACGGAUUCUACAGCGUACUAUUGUAUCGUUUGAUCCUCUACCACCAGAUAGUUAUACGGAUGAACCCCAAGUGUUUGGGCGUGAUACUUCUCGUCGUCUCGCUAAUUAUCUUAGCAAUACCUUGUUCAGGAAUCAAGGCGAAAAUGACGAUGACACUAAUAAUGUACAAGAAGCUAAUCAAGACCCUAAUCAUCCGGUUCAUCAGGAAUUAAUGCGAAGAUUAGAAGAAGAUUUGGGCGAUUCAAGUUCUCCCCAACGUCGAACGUUUAUGUCCAACUUACGUUCUUUCAUAGCUAAUUUGUUUGUAGCAACUGAUGAGGAAGCUGCCGAACAAAAUAAUGAAGAAUCUGAUGCUAGCGAGUUGCUGGAAGAAUCGGAUUAUCAUGAUGCUAUAGAUGAGUAACUGGACGAACUAUUAAAAAGCUCUGUGCAAUAUACAUCAAAAGGUUACUUCUAUAUUUUGUAAAUUUUUAUGAAUUUAAAAACCUUUAAAACUAAAUGUUCAGUUUUUAUGGUAAUUUCGUUUAAUAGCAAGUAUACGAAUAUAUUCAAAAUCAACAAAAGUAAGGGUUAAACAUGCUUAUUGUUCGAUAGGUAACUUAUGGAGCAUUAUUUCCAGAAUCACCGUUGUUCUGGUUGUUCCUAAAAUUGCGUGCCAAAUUUUGUAAUUGGGGAUUUCCGGCCAAGGAACUCAAAUCAGGCAUACCACCGCCAUUUUGGAAAUUACGAGCCAUAUUAGCAAUGUUGGGAUCACUCAUCAAGUUGUUUAAUGCUCCUGAUUGCAUCAUGUUUUGAGCCAUGUUCAUAAUAGCUUAUAAUCGGUUAGUUAUUUUCCAGCAACAUUUGAGCAUUUCACUUACCAGGAUUGCUCAUUAAGGAGCCCAAAUCAGGCAUACCGCCAGAAAAUAAAGAACUCAAAUCAGGCAUGCCUCCUGCUCCUGCGUCACGAGGCUGUUCAGCAGUAGAACCUCGAGCUUCAACGUCAGAUGAUGAGUUGACUUGAUUCUUGGCAGCUUCCAAACCGCGUUUCAAAACAUCAUUACUAGGAUCCAACUCUAAUCCCUUUGCAUACGCAUCAGCAGCAGCAGCAGCAUCGCC